Messenger RNA from Rotaria sp. Silwood2, 627 nucleotides. The record is from the annotation of a GenBank genome assembly. Lineage: Eukaryota; Metazoa; Rotifera; Eurotatoria; Philodinida; Philodinidae.
AUGAACAAAGUUAACAACAAAGAGGACAUUACUUUAAUUUGGUUUGAUACUCAUAUGGAAUACAAUAAUCAUGCAGAACAAACAAAGAAACAAUUACAUGAAAUCGUUGAUUAUGUUGUAUUCUACACUGAACUCGAAUCUUGUAUUAGCUUCAUUGAAUCAAUACAUAAUGAAAAACUUAUUUUUGUCAUUUCAAUAUAUGAUGCAUCACGAAUAUUACCUUAUGUUGCAACUCUAACUCAACUUGACAGUAUCUUUGUCUGCAAUUGGGAAAAAACCAAUAAUGAACAUUUGAUUUGUGAACAUUCAAAAAUGAUUGCUAUGUAUAAUGAACUCAAGUUAUUGUGUUUAUCAAUCCGAGAGCAAGUUGAUUUUCUUGAUCGACAUUUACAAAUAUUUGACUUCUUUGAUCAAGAUGAACUUUUAACGAGAGAUCUAUCAAAACAGGCUUCUGAUCUUCUUUGGUUUCAACUUUAUCAUGAUGUUGUCUUUCAGUUAACACAUGAUGAAGAAGCUAAAAAAGAAAUGAUCGAUGCAUGCCGUUCUUAUUAUCAAGAUAAUAUCAAAGAAUUAGAAGUGAUUGAGAAAUUUAAAAAUGAAUAUCGAUCACACGACGCUCUUCAAUGA